Molecule: messenger RNA, 4269 nt
Organism: Phyllostomus discolor (pale spear-nosed bat)
Lineage: Eukaryota; Metazoa; Chordata; Mammalia; Chiroptera; Phyllostomidae
Gene: ARHGEF33
Product: Rho guanine nucleotide exchange factor 33
Exons: 18
Coding region: 239-2773 (844 amino acids)
Molecular function (GO): guanyl-nucleotide exchange factor activity
Source: RefSeq, a predicted model, not a curated record
UCUGCUUCUUUUUAUAACCUUUAAUUCAGAAUCCAGAUAAGCCUGGAUCCAAGGAUGAUAUGACCACAGCAAGCACCAUGGGACCCUCUAGAGAAAUCAGGAAGACUUUUCAAAACAUGGUGUGAUGUCUACUGCUGGAGACAGGCCAUGAGGUCCAGGGAAGAGGGGGUGGCCUGAUCCAGGGGCAAUGAAGGUGCAAUGCUGAGGAAUCAGCUGGAGGAGAGAAGCAGCAGGCACCAUGGAAAAAACAAAAACGAAGCAAGGAGAGAAUGAACAUAUGACGAUGAAUAACCCUUCAACACAGAUUUACCAGUUGCAGGCCCUGGCCUCUGAACUCAAAACUGGUUUCACAGAAGCAAUGCAAGAACUGUCCAGAAUUCAACAUGGAGAAUAUGCUUUGGAAGAGAAGGUUAAGAGCUGCAAAUGUUCCAUGGAAGAAAAAGUUACUGAGAUGAAGAAUUCAUUAAACUAUUUCAAGGAAGAGCUAAGCAAUGCUAUGUCAAUGAUACAGGCCAUCACUUCCAAACAAGAAGAAAUGCAACAGAAAAUUGAACAGCUUCAACAGGAGAAGCGAAGAGAAUCUCGAAAAGUAAAAGCCAAGAAAACUCAAAAAGAAGAACACAGCCCACAGGCCGGGCCUGGUCAAGCACAAGGAAGUCCCUUCCGUUCAAUCAACGUCCCUGAGCCUGUUAUUCCAAAUGAAGACUUUACAAACAUUCUGCCUUCUCAAGCCUAUGAAAAAGCCCAAGAGUCCAGAUCCAUGCAUAUAGGAGACAGUAAUGUGAAAGGAAUGAUGGGUCCUGGAAUGAACCCAACAACUCCAGAAUCAGAAGAAAACCUCAAGCCUUGCCUCCCAGCUGAUAUCCAGUCUAAGGGCCAUCUGCCAUCUGGUGUGUGGAGGCAACCUAAGGAUGGUAAAGAGUGGGGUGAGGAAUAUGUCACAAAAGACCACCCAGAUAAACUCAAGGAAGUUGGCCAGGGCAGACAUAGCUCCUUGGAAAAUGUUUUAUGUGAAACCUCUUUAGCUGCUAAAAGACAGACUGUGGCUCUGGAACUGCUUGAAUCAGAAAGAAAGUAUGUCAUUAACAUCUCUCUCAUCCUGAAGAUCAAGGCAACAUUCCAGGGGUCAGAUGGAAAGAGGAAUUCCAAAGAGAGAAGCCUCUUUCCUGGCUCUUUACGGUACCUUGUCCAGCAGCACUUGGAUUUGCUUCAUGCUCUGCAGGAAAGGGUCCUGAAGUGGCCACGCCAAGGAGUCCUUGGAGAUUUAUUCCUUAAAUUAACAAAUGAUGAGAAUAAUUUCUUGGAUUAUUAUGUUGCCUACCUGAGGGACCUGCCUGAAUGCAUCUCUUUGGUUCACGUCGUUGUUCUGAAGGAGGGUGAUGAAGAGAUUAAAUCUGACAUCUAUACACUGUUCUUUCACAUAGUCCAGCGCAUCCCUGAAUAUCUGAUACAUCUGCAGAAUGUCCUGAAGUUCACAGAGCAGGAACACCCCGACUAUUACCUACUUCUGGUGUGUGUUCAGCGUCUUCGAGUAUUUAUCUCACACUACACCCUGCUGUUUCAAUGCAAUGAGGAUUUGCUUAUUCAGAAACGGAAAAAGCUCAAGAAGUCAUCCAUGGCAAAACUGUACAAAGGGCUGGCUUCCCAGUGUGCAAAUGCCGGGCAGGAUGCUUCCCCCACUGCAGGCUCUGAAGCUGUCCGUGACAGUGGGAUCCAUUCGGAAGAGAUGUUGCAACCUUACCCUUCUGCUCCAAGUUCUGGCCCUUCCGUCACACAUUUGCUGCCCCCAAUGAAGAAAAGCCAACAACAGCAAAGCUUGAUGGAGAGUAUGCAGCCGGGGAAGCCCAGUGACUGGGAGAUGGAGAGCAGGAAGCACGAGAGGCCCGAGAACCUCCUGGCGCCCUCGCAGUUUUGUGCCGCCGAACAGGACGUGAAGGCGCUCGCCGGGCCCUUGCAGGCCAUCCCGGAGAUGGACUAUGAGCCCUCGCCGGCCGAGCCCUCGUUGGGCAACGUGGAGCGCUCCCUGCGCGCCCCGGCCGAGCUCCUGUCCGACGGCCGCGGCUUCGUGCCCUCGGCUUACGAGGAGUUUGAAUAUGGCGGCGAGAUCUUCGCGCUGCCCGCGCCCUACGACGAGGAGCCUUUCCAGGCCCCAGCCCUCUUCGAGAACUGCUCGCCCGCCUCUUCCGAGUCCAGCUUGGACAUAUGCUUCCUCCGCCCUGUCAGCUUCGCUAUGGAGGCCGAGCGGCCGGAGCACCCGCUACAACAGCUGCCUAAGAGCGCCACGUCGCCCGCGAGCAGCAGCGGCGCCUACAAGCUCGAGGCGGCUGCGCAGGCGCACGGCAAGGCCAAGCCGCUGAGCCGCUCGCUCAAGGAGUUCCCGCGCGCACCGCCCCCCGAGGGCGUGGCCCCGCGCCUCUACAGCACGCGCAGCAGCAGCGGCGGCCGCGCGCCGCUCAAAGCCGAGCGUGCCGCGCAGUCGCACGGCCCGGCCGCCGUCGCCGCGGCUCGCGGCGUGCCCAGGGCCUACUUCCCCCAACAGAGGUCCCAAAGCGAAAAACAGACCUAUUUGGAAGUAAGGAGGGAGAUGCAUUUAGAAGACACCACCAGAUUCUGUCCAAAGGAAGAAAGAGAAAGUGAACAAACAUCUUUCAGCGAUCAAAACCCCAGGCAAGACCAGAAAGGGGGCUUUCGAAGCUCCUUCCGCAAGCUCUUUAAAAAGAAAAAUGGGAACGCAUCUGGUGAAGAUUUCUGUGGUCCUUGGGGCUGGUGGUGACAGCAAAGCUUUCCCAUUUCCAGGUAAACACUAAAUAGUUGCAUGUUGGAACCAUCAAAGUGUGAUGUGUUGGGUUUUGGAGAGAUCAGAUAUAGCUUAGAGGGGAAAUGCGAGGUAAAGAUUUUAAGUUUCGACAAAUGACUAUCUUGUGUUGAGAAACUGCCCUGGGUGGGGAAUGGUUCAGAAGAAACAGCAGCCAGAUUCAAGUCUUCUUCCUACUUCCUGCCCCCAAAACUACAAGCAUUCCUAGUCUUCCGGAAAACAGGCGAUAUGAGGAAAGAAGGAAAUGGUCAAAGAUAAAUCUUCCUAACAUUUUGGGUACAACUGUACUAAUUAGGGCUGAUUUGAACUGGAGGCAGGUGGGAACUCUGAGCAUUGAGAGAGGGCCUGGAGGUCUGUCAGGGUGGGCUUGUGGAGGCUGUUUCAAGGCAGAGUUCCACGGGGGCUUCUCAAAGGGAAGAGGACUUGCACUCCACCCAGAUAUUACCUUAUCUGAUGAGUACCCAGAUGUGUUGGGGUUGAGAAACACAAUAGUUUUUUUCUAUGCACGGGGAUGCAGUGGAAAAGUGCUCCUUUUGACCAGAAAACUCACCGGAAGUAGAAAGCAUGCUGGGCAGCCGUGGCUUCAUCUGAUACCAAAUAUUAGGGAGAAAAGUAAAAAAAUCUAGUCAGUCAUCAGAUUUCUAGACAUUAGGAUUUCAGUCUUUGUGUGGAUCCAACUUCUUUCCUUUAAAAAUAUAAAAAGGAUGUUUGACCUCUACCCAAUUAGUUCAGUAAAUGAGAGUCAUAAUUAACUGAUAACAAUAAUGAGGACCUGUAGCAUACCAAUGAUAGUGAAAAAACGUUUUCUUCUCUGUGGAUAGUGGAAACAUGCCUGACUCUGCCUCCACACGUGGAGAACGUGUUUAGUUGUGUAGGAGCUUUGGACAAAGAACUUCAUGUCUAACGUCACAUUCAUACACUCUGCAUGAGGUCUUUUGAUACUGGUUCUUAGUCACUGGGCUAGUUUUACCCGUUCUAGCUCAGAGUUGAAGCUAGCCGAAGGGCCCCAGACUAGCUUAUCAAAGGUUAUCUCCAGAAAGCCUCCUCCCUCCAGGGACUUCUGACAGGAACAAACUGGAGAAGGUGCAGAGCUGGAAUGGAUUGCCCAACUGUCUUAACCAAGAUAAAGGAAGAGUGCACCCUGGACUGGGGAACCUACUGGACUGAUCUGAGUUGUUGACUAUUGGUUGGGCUUGGUCUCCUCUGUGGUGGUUGAGAUUACAGAAUCUCCUCAAGCUGAUUGCUGUAUUAAUUUCUGCAUUCUGCUAAAUGUAGCAUAUAUGUGUGGUUGGCUUCAAUAAAUCUUUCAUUUAAAAAUGAAAACAAGCAAAAGCAAGAGUUUGUAAUGUAAUGCCCAAGUUUAGUAAUGGCCCUUGGUAACCUUGGUUGAGAAUGAUGAAUUCCAUCCAUUUUAAUUUAAGGGCCUUGGUAAUUUGUGGAGUAGUUAUAGGACA